Seminavis robusta is the source of this 354-nucleotide messenger RNA. NCBI's taxonomy places the organism in Eukaryota, Bacillariophyta, Bacillariophyceae, Naviculales, Naviculaceae. The record is from the annotation of a GenBank genome assembly.
AUGUAUGAUUGCGGUGCCAGGGAGUGUCCCAACAAUCCCGACAGCUAUUGCGACAUUGAUUCAGGCACUUGCAAGUUGACCAAGUGGGUUUGUGAAGGAGUGAACACAGUGGAGCAAUCCUGUGGCGAUCAAACUGCUUGGAAACGAUGGACUCUAUCGGGAGACAAAUCGUCCGUCUCCACAGCGACAGUCUGUGGUUUUGACGACUCUGUCUGCAAUCCAGAUGCAGGUGGUGGUGGCAGUUCUCUUAACUCAUCUUCGGCCAAUCACAACUGUUACUACAAACCAACCGCUGUGGGGGCAGUUUUUGCAAUGAUCACUUUCUUGGCAGGUAGUACAAUUGCGUUUUGGUAG